Molecule: messenger RNA, 5161 nt
Organism: Myzus persicae (green peach aphid)
Lineage: Eukaryota; Metazoa; Arthropoda; Insecta; Hemiptera; Aphididae
Gene: Sec24CD
Product: protein transport protein Sec24D
Exons: 18
Coding region: 165-4946 (1593 amino acids)
Biological process (GO): COPII-coated vesicle cargo loading; intracellular protein transport; endoplasmic reticulum to Golgi vesicle-mediated transport
Cellular component (GO): endoplasmic reticulum exit site; COPII vesicle coat
Molecular function (GO): SNARE binding; zinc ion binding
Source: RefSeq, a predicted model, not a curated record
UUUUCACUGUUUUCAGCUCUGUCUGACCAGUUGAUGUAUGGUGUUAAGACUUAAGAUCUAAGUACAGUUAAAAUUAAUUGUAAAUGCCCGAGUAAAAACAAGUCAACGAUUUACAGUUGGCAUUUUCCAAUAUUUUGGGAUAUUUUCAAACUGUUCAACGAGAAAUGAAUGAUUCUCAGUUUGCACAAGAGCGUCCACCACAACAUUAUGGCGCUCCUCCUACAUCACAACAAAACGGUCAACACAAUUUAUCAUCAAACAAUGUACCAUCUUAUAACCAGGCUGAAGGACAGUUGAAUGAUCAAUUUUCGCAACUGGGAUUUAAUAAUGGACCUUCACAACCACCAUUUCAAAACAAUACUUUGCCAAGUAAUAUUAACAACUUUUCAAGUGGACCACAAGUAAAUACUCCACAAUCAUAUUCACCUGCCAAUUUUAAUGUUGAGCUGACUGGGCCUCCUAAGCAAUUUUCUUCAUCAGUACCUUUUGGAGGAAUUUCUAAUCAAAAUGUACAUUCCUCGGAUAAUUUUCAAGACAAUUCUAACAACAUGAUACCAAAAUCUCCUUUUCCUGGAAAUAGUAUUCAGUCAAAUAUUCAUGAUGGAAUUAUUAAUCAAGAGUUGAGAGAUUUUAAUAAUGGCACACCAAAUAAUUCAAGUGAGGCAAUGUUUGGAAAAUCUAAUGAAUUUAGUUCAAAUAACUCAGGUUUGAUUACUAAUCAAGUUGGUUCUGGAUUAAGUUCUUUAUCUCAACCAACUCAGUCAGCUUUUUCUGUUGUUCCGCCUCAAUCUCGUUCUCAAAGACCAUUUUCAGGCAAUGUUCAACAACCACAUUUGUCUGAAAAUUUUCCACCCCAAUCAGAUUUAUCUACUCAAAAAUUAGAGUUUCAAUCUCAGCCAUCAAAUUAUCUACUACAACAAUCAAAAGUGUCAAAUCAACAGCCAGAUUUUCAGCCACAGUCUAAUUCAAUAAUUCAACCAGAUUUUUCAAAACAAUCUAAUUCCACACCGCAACAGCCGGGUUUUCCACCACAAGCCAAUUCAAAACCUCAGCAACCAGGCUUUCCACCUCAAUCUAAUUCAACACUGCAGCAGUCAGGUUUUCCACCACAAGCCAAUUCGACACAGCAGCAGCCAGGCUUUCCACCACAACCCAAUUCAUCAUCGCAGCAACCAGGAUUUCCACCACAACCCAAUUCAUCAUCGCAGCAACCAGGAUUUCCACCUCAACCCAAUUCAAAACUUCAGCAAACAGGUUUUCCACCACAUACAAAUUUAAAACCACAACAGCCGGGCUUUCCCCCACAACCUAAUUCAUCAUCUCAGCAACCAGGAUUUCCACCUCAAUCCAACUCAACUCAGCAGCAGUCAGGUUUCCCACCACAACCUAAUUUGACCCCACAGCAACCAGGUUUUCCACCACAAGCCAAUUCAACUCAGCAGCAGGCAGGUUUCCCACCACAAUCUAAUUCAACACCACAGCAACCAGGAUUUCCUCCACAACCUAAUUCGACACCACAGCAACCAGGAUUUCCACCACAACCCAAUUCAUCAUCACAGCAGCCAGGAUUUCCACCUCAAUCCAAUUCAACUCAGCAGCAGGCAGGUUUCCCACCACAAUCUAAUUCGACACCACAGCAACCAGGGGUUCCACCACAACCUAAUUCGACACCACAGCAACCAGGAUUUCCACCACAACCUAAUUUGACACCACAGCAGCCAGGCUUUCCACCACAACCUAAUUCAUCAUCUCAGCAGCCAGGGUUUCCACCACAACCCAAUUCAUCAUCUCAGCAACCAGGAUUUCCACCUAAACCAAAUUCAAACUUGCAGCAGCCAGGGUUUCCACCACAAUUGAAUUCAAUACCCCAGCAACCAGGAUUUCCACCACAACCAAAUUCAACACCUCAACAACCAGGUUUUCCACCACGACCAAGUUCAACACUGCAACAGCCAGGAUUUCCUCCACAAUCAAGUUCAUCUCUGCAGCAGCCAGGCUUUCCAUUACAACCUAAUUCAACACUGCAGCAACCAGGGUUUCCGCCGCAACCAAAUUCGAUAUCACAGCAGCCAGGCUUUCCACUACAACCUAAUUCAAUACUGCAGCAGCCAGGAUUUCCUCCUCCACCUAAUUCAAUACUGAAGCAGCCAGGUUUACCACCACAACCUAAUUCAACAUUUCAGCAGCCAGGAUUUCCUCCACAACCUAAUUCAACACUGCAGCAGCCAGGAUUUCCCCCACAACCUAAUUCAACACUGCAGCAGCCAGGUUUUCCACCACAACCCAAUUUAAUAUCUCAGCAAUCAGGAUUUCCACCUCAACAACAGCAAGGUUUUCCUCCUCAGCCAGGAAGUUUACCAUCUCAACAAAUGGGUUUUUCUCCGCAGACAGGUAAUUUACCAUCAAGACAAGCUGGUUACCCAUCUCAACAGCCGGGCUUAAUAUCUCAACAACCUCAACAACCUCAACAACCUGGAUAUUCACAGCAACAUAAUGGUUUUCAUCCUCAACAACCUGGUUAUCCACCUCAACAACCUGGGUAUCCUUCUCAACAACCUGGUUUUAAUCAAGGUACACCAGCUUAUAUGGGUCAGCCAGCUCCAAGUAGGAGAUUAGAUCCUGACCAAAUGCCAAGUCCAGUACAAGUUAUACAAGAUGACCAACAAAGUAAAAGUGGAUUAUUUUUAACUAAUCAAAGAGGUUUAGUACCCCCUUUAGUUACUACAGAUUUCACUGUGCAAGAUUCUGGUAAUGCAUCACCUAGAUUAAUAAGAUCAACUAUGUAUUGUGUACCUACUACAACGGACAUUAUGAAACAGACAUCUGUACCAUUUGGAUUAGUUAUCAGUCCAUUAGCAAAAAUAAAACCAGAUGAGUAUCCUCUACCUAUUAUAAAUACUGGUGAAAUUGGACCAGUUAGAUGUAAGAGAUGUAAAGCUUACAUGAGUCCAUUUAUGCAGUUUAUUGAUGGCGGAAAACACUUUACAUGCCUUUUAUGUAAAGCUACAACAGAAGUACCAGUUGAAUAUUUCCAACAUUUGGAUCAUACUGGUCAGCGGCUCGACCGCUCUGAAAGGCCUGAAUUAUGUUUUGGAUCAUAUGAAUUUAUUGUUCCAAAAGAAUAUUGUAGGAAAGAAAUGCAACCAAAACCUCCUGCGUAUAUAUUUGUAAUAGAUGUUUCUUAUAAUAAUAUCAAAUCUGGACUUGUUCGACUCAUAUGUGCUUUCAUGAAAGAGUUAUUAACUCAAUUACCAACUGAGUUGGGAAAUGAAAAAAGUAAAAUACGUGUUGGUUUUAUUACUUAUGAUACAACUGUUCAUUUUUAUAAUUUAAAGGAAACAUUAGCUGUUCCUCAAAUGAUGAUUGUUGGUGACACUUCAGAAGUGUUUAUGCCAUUAUUAGAUGGCUUCUUAUGUGAUCCAGAACAAUCCUCUCAAGUUAUUGAUGUACUCAUGGAACAAAUUCCCACUCAGUUCAGUGAAACAAGAAUUACUGAAACUAUUCUUCUACCAGCAAUAAAAGCAGGAAUGGAAGCAUUGAAGAAUGCUGAUUGUUGUGGUAAAUUAUUUGUGUUCCAUUCAUCCUUGCCAAUAGCAGAAGCUCCUGGUAAACUUAAGAAUCGUGAAGAUCGAAAAUUACUUGCCACCGAUAAAGAAAAAACUAUUUUGAACCCGCAAACAAAUGUGUAUAAAGAAUUAGGAGAGGAGUGCGUUCAAGUUGGAUGUAGUGUUGAUCUAUUCAUCACUAAUAACUCUUAUAUAGAUUUACCUACAAUUGGUCAAAUUUCUAAAAUAAGUGGUGGUGAAAUUUUCAAGUACACAUAUUUUCAAGCUGAUGUCGAUGGUCAACGAUUCUUAUCUGAUUUAAAACAUGACAUUAGUCGACCAACUGUUUUUGAUGCUGUAAUGCGAGUACGAACAUCUACUGGUACUCGUCCCACUGAUUUCUAUGGGCAUUUUUUUAUGUCAAAUUCUACCGAUGUGGAGUUAGCUGCUAUUGAUUGUGAUAAAGCUAUUGCAAUUGAAGUAAAACAUGAUGAUAAGCUUGAUGAACAAGAUGGAGUAUUAGUACAAACAGCUAUGUUAUACACGUCUUGUAGUGGACAGAGACGUGUGCGUAUAUUAAAUCUAUCAUUACGCUCCAGUGGACAAAUGGGUGAAUUAUAUCGUAGUUGUGACUUAGAUACAAUAAUGAAUUUCUUUGGAAAACAAGUUAUGUAUAAAAUAUUGGAAAGUUCUGGACGACAAGUAAAGGAAGCAAUUACAAAUAAGACUGCUCAAAUAUUAGCUACAUAUAGAAAGCAUUGUGCUUCGCCAUCUUCAGCUGGUCAACUUAUAUUGCCUGAAUGCAUGAAACUUAUGCCUCUAUAUGUUAAUUGUUUAAUCAAAUGUGAUGCAAUGUCUGGUGGUCCUGAUCUGACAGUUGAUGAUCGUUGGUUUAACAUGCAUCUGGUUAUCACUGCGGAUAUACCUACAACAUUGGGUUAUUUCUAUCCACGUCUGAUUCCCAUUCAUACACUUGAUGAUGAAAAACUCUCGGAUGAUGUUUCAAUACCAGAUCAAUUGAGAUGUUCUAUUGAAAAGUUUGCUGAAAAUGGAGCUUAUAUUUUGGAAAAUGGAGUAUAUAUGUUUUUGUGGCUUGGUAUGGGUCUAAGUCAAGCAUUUUUAUCUGAUGUGUUUGGUGUUCAGAACAUAGCAUAUGUUAAUACUGAACAUUCCGCUAUUCCUGUGUUGGAUAAUCCACUCAACAAAGCUAUUCGUCAGGUGCUGUCUAAAAUUCAAAAAGAACGAAGCCACACAAUGAGACUUUCAAUUAUACGGCAAAAAGAUAAAAUUGAAACCGUUAUGAGACAUUUCUUAGUCGAAGAUCAUGGCAUUGACAAUAGUCCAUCCUAUGUAGAAUUUUUGUGUCACAUGCAUAAGGAAAUUCGCAAUUUGCUCAGUUAGCACACACAAAAAUGGUAAUUGGUAGGGGUCAAUGUGGGAUUAACACCAAUACAAUUACUUGAAUUACUAUAUGAUUACUUAUCGUUUUGUUUAUUACUGCACGAUUGUUAUGUUACAUUUAUAAUUUUUAAUGAUGUAUACACAGUCAUAGAAAUAUCUGUUGUUAUUAUAUUUAUUAUAUUAUUUUUUGAUUUUAUUAUGAUUAUAUUUGAAAU